AUGCCUUGCUAUACGGCUAUCUAUCACCCUGCAGCAAAUGCCCUUGCCAUCUCUAUCCACGAGGGUGCUACAGAUGCCGUUUCCGACAACAGGCCAGAGAACACUUCGCCACAGCCCAAUGCCCAGGGCAAGGUGGAUUAUUUUGCAGAAUCGGAAUCCGACAAGUUAAGUCACUGGAAGAAGAAGCUGGGAGAAACUGUGGUUAGUCUCGUGAGGGAAGACUUUGACCGGCGAGGCAUAGGAAUAUGGCCAAGGUAUGAACAGGCUUUGGUCGUUGAUUUCCCGAAGGAUUACAAGUUGUACGUGCACAAGAGCGGUGACCGCCACGUACCGAGGGGUGACGCGUACCUCUUUGGUUCUCAUUAUGUGCACGUUUUCCGUUCUCCCGAGGAAUUUACUCCGCACCUCAAGUGGCUUAUGCGGGGAAGCCCGAUGAAGGAUGGCAGGCGGGACUGUCACUGCAAGUAUUGUGAUCCGUCGCGCACGCAGACGGAAAUAUCUCGUGAGCUUCACCAUAAAAAGGACGGAGGUGGAGGUCGGAAGGGGGGCGGGAAGCGUAAGGACGGAACUCGGGGCACCAAGAAGUCGCAGUUUCCGAGCGACAUUCCUUUCAAGGACUACACCAAGUUGAAUACAGGCACAGCAUCCUGA
Sparassis crispa is the source of this 651-nucleotide messenger RNA. RefSeq lists its product as hypothetical. The record is from RefSeq and is a predicted model, not a curated record. NCBI's taxonomy places the organism in Eukaryota, Fungi, Basidiomycota, Agaricomycetes, Polyporales, Sparassidaceae. The transcript is spliced from 3 exons. Gene Ontology annotation, biological process: silent mating-type cassette heterochromatin formation. The coding region runs from base 1 to 651 and encodes 216 amino acids. Gene Ontology annotation, cellular component: SHREC complex; rDNA heterochromatin.